GACUUGAAAUUAUCGCUUACAAACCGGCUAGCAAUUUGUGCAAAACAAUUUUGUUUACAUUUAAGAACGAUGUCAGUGUCGCCAAACAAUUCUAAUAUUUUAGUUAAAAAUGAAGCGAUUGAUGCCAAAGAUGAGAUUGCGAGCAAUUCAAUUGAAAAUGAAACAGAGAAACGUUCUACAACAGUUAAAUCAGCGGAAGACGCACGCUACGAUGCGGACAGCGAGAUGAUUGAAUCAGCCGAAGAGGAGGACGCCGGAGCGCCAAAGCAAGAGCCAGAUACUGAUGACGAUACAUCCACAGUAGUUGCACCAAUAAGUCGCCCCCUCACCGAGCCCCUAUCCAAGCACAACCUAAAGUGGAAUCUGCGCGUGAUCAUCUCCAAUUUGUAUAUGAAGAGUGAGCAACGAUUGCCGAGCGCCUGUGUGCCCAAAUGCCUGCACAACACGAGCCAAUGUGUGAGCAGACAUCGCUGUGCCAUGCUGCCAGAUGCACCGGAUAUCAGUAUAGCUCAAGAGCUGCGCAAUAAUCUAUAUAGACAGCAUUACGAUACAUAUUUGGAUAUAUUGGAAAUGAUGGCGCUGCAGUCAGUUUAUCCAGACGAAGCCGUUUUCGAUAGACUCUUCGAUAUGAUAAUGAUACUCAACACCAAGAGCUUGACCCUGAAAGAGCUGCACAGCAGAUAUCGAAAUGUCAUACGGAUCUACUAUUUGCUAGUGGAUGCAUUUCCUCCCUGUUGGACAGCUUUACGUCCGUAUUAUCUUAAUUUCUUGGGAGUUACGAGUGAUAAGCCUCAAAAGCUAAAGCUGUUAUUGGAUUUGUUUGAAGAUUGUCUGAACAAAUGUAACGAAACAGAGCUAAGUCAGCUAACGCCUUACUAUGAGCAAUUCGUUCAUGAUUAUAGUGCAGAGGAUAACUCGAAUUUGAGCCCAGAGGAUGUGUUUCAGCGUCAUGUGCAGGAUUACGAUUGGCAGAGCGGCAAGCAAUGGGUAGAUGAGUUUAAGGCCAUGUCGCCAGCCGUGCAGCUGGCACGUCUUUGCGAUGCUUUGGACAUGAUUUGCUGGGUAUUGGAGCGGGAAUUUCUGGCCUGGCUUGAUCACAAUCGUCUACAGCAAACCGAGCCAGAGAUCUUUCAAGAGGACUCCAAGCCAUUUGUGCUACUCGUCUUUGGCAUUACAAAGGGCAAAAGAUUAACGAAUGUAGCCCAAAAGCUGCUGCGUGUUUAUAGUCGUGCAGUAGCUAAGUCUUUGUAUGCAGACCGCUUAAGUAUUCUAGAGCGCUUUGUCUCGCUGCUGAUGGAGGCUAGCAACACAGCCGAGCUGGAGUAUGUCAACAACUCGAUAAUAUAUCCCAAUUUGGGACCUCAGACACGUCGGCUUAUAGCGGAGUUCUUUAAGUUAUUUAAAGUAGAAAAUCCCUCCGAUCUCAACAGUUAUAUACGCACCAUCCCGCUGCUAAGUCAACCCUAUGUACGUUAUGAAUUUGCGGAUCAUUUCCUAAGAUUAUUUUACUGUUCCGAUGCGGCAUUCGGGCCGGAGAAGGUGUGCGAGGAGCUGAAGCUAAAGCGUUGGCUCAAAUACAAGCCGCGCAGUGCCAUCGACGAGUCGAACAACGAACAGCUCUCAAGAGAGGAUUACCUUAAAAUCAUGCUCAAUGCGCUGCAGGAUUAUUGCAACUGGUUCAAUUUGCAAGCGUGUUGGAGGUAUAUAAAAACUAAAACACCUGUCCAACAGCUGCAGACGAGAACAAGCAGUCCGUUGGCCACUCCCGUGGGCGUGGUCACUGGGGAUGUGGGGAAAAUCUUUAUGCUCGAUGAGAUGCAAAAGGAGGCGCAUACUUGGAAGCAUCGUAUCAACGCAAAAGUUAUUUUGGCCAGGCCCAAAGUGAAUCUUCCUGUGGCUAAGAUCAGCAUAAGCACCAUGGCUGAGCGUUAUGGAGGCGACAUACGACAAUUGCGAUAUCUACGACGUAUUCUGCUAGAAGUCAUGCGCUUUGAGGAUGUGACAGAUUGGCUGAACUAUAUUAACGAGUUUCUGGGAGAAGACGAGCCAGCCGUAACAUCUUAAUCGUGCUGCGUCGCCAGACUCAAGGCACAACUUUAAGUGAUAGCUGAAAACUAAAGUAAUUUGUAAAUAGACCUACUAUAAGUUUAAAAAGUGAAUUUAAAA
Messenger RNA from Drosophila hydei, 2166 nucleotides. RefSeq lists its product as uncharacterized. The record is from RefSeq and is a predicted model, not a curated record. Bases 70 to 2064 code for a protein of 664 amino acids. Lineage: Eukaryota; Metazoa; Arthropoda; Insecta; Diptera; Drosophilidae. The transcript is spliced from 3 exons.